Molecule: messenger RNA, 4650 nt
Organism: Dermacentor andersoni
Lineage: Eukaryota; Metazoa; Arthropoda; Arachnida; Ixodida; Ixodidae
Product: receptor-transporting protein 4-like
Biological process (GO): protein insertion into membrane; protein targeting to membrane
Molecular function (GO): olfactory receptor binding
Source: RefSeq, a predicted model, not a curated record
GCACUAUGCUAGUGGCGGGGAGAGGGCGUUGAGAGGGACGCUGCACUCGGACCCGGCGGCAGGCGCGUGAACACAGCGUGCGGCUCCUGGGAGUCGAACGGGCACGCUGACAACUCGGCAUCGGCAGUGGGUCGAGAAAGCCAUCCGCACCAUCCAUGCUGGGAACAGCUGAGGCGAGGGACCUACAGGUGGCGGCAAGAAGCGGGGAGCCGUGAUACACCUGCAGGGGAGUGUCGACCGCCCGGUCGUCUGUGCCGCGUUCCUGCAGCGCUCGGUGCGGUGCCCGGAGGACAGCGACCGGACGGCCGAAGCAGCGCUGACGGCGAUGGUCGUGUGCCUCACCUGGGGCUGCCAGGCCCCCGCGGCAGCCCUGUGCGCACCCCCGGUGCUGGGCCCGCCCCAGCCUCCGCCGCAGACGACCGCCACAACGUUCUGCUCCGUGAUCCCCAUCCAUCCCUGGAAGCAGUCAUAUGGCAUGGAGCAAGUGUGGCAGGCCGAGUUCCAGAAGCUGUUCUCGCAGUACGUGCCCCAGACGUGGUACCUGCUGCCGGUCGUGCAGCGCCCCAUCGGCGUCAACUGGCAGACGUUCGUCGACUCGGCCAAAGUGCGCUUCUGCUGCGAGGAAUGCGGCCACGGCUGGACGUCCAUGAAGGGGCGCAUCUCGUUCUGGUUCCUGCUGACGAGCCACGGCGAGGGCCUGGUCACCUUCAAGCUGUACGGCCAGCAGUGCGACAAGUGCAAGGUGGGCCGCUAUGAGCCGGCCAUGUGGUACCCGGAGGAAGUGGUCAAGGUGCUGGUAAACAUCUACAACCGGGUGGGCCAAGUUUACUACGGCUUCCAGCAGCCGCCCAUCCACAAGAACCGGCGGCCGGGAAAGCCGCGAAACCCGCACAACGCUGAACUGUGCCAGGCCUGCAAGGACGGUGUCUGCUCCGAACGGAGGUGAUUGCGACGCAGUACGAAAGGCGACUCAGCGGAGUGUUAUAUAGACCACGGCGCACGACGGGGCUCUUCGAUCACACCUGUUGCGAAACUCAAUAUUGGACCCACGGCUCAUGAACGGCGGCGCUGAUUGGACCAUAAGUUGAAAACGUAGUCGCGCAGCUGUAGUUGAGCAAGCUAUGGGCAAGCACGAUACGCAGAUGGUUGUGGUUGCGCUUAUAUUCAAAGCAUUCAAAGCGAUAAAUGUCAAUUAUAGGGCAUGCUGCUAGCCGUCAACGUAUAGGCACAAUCCGUGGCCGAAUUCUGAAGUGCGGUUUCACAAGAGCACGGGUGUUAGUGAAUAUAAUUUUGCCGAGGUUGAGAAAUUCAGACCCACGAGCGCUGGCUUUUCGAUCACAGCCAAGCCUCGGUUGCACACACGUCAACAUGCGCCACACGUGGGAGCGUUCCUAAAGAAUAUAAGCUUGCUGCAAGGCAGGUGCGCCUUUCCCUUAUCGAUAGUAUUCGUGAACAAUUUGUCAAAAACGCGCACCACACGUACGCUCACCUUCCAUAGGAGGCGUUGGACCACGACUACCACAUUUGCGCCAGACUCCUAUAAAGAUUAUGUAAAAGCCCAGUGAGGAAGACAUUUCCACAGGGAUUAACGGAAAGAAAAAAGAAAGUGCUCGAGCAGCUCUAUAAACAAUUUAAGAACGGUACAUGCGGUUAGUAAAGCAGAGCUCUGCUUUUCCUUACAGCUGUUCAAAGUGUCUCCCCAAUCAUGUUGUAACAACAAACCCAUCUCUCUUCUCACAGAAGAGUGCUGCGAAGCAGGAAUCGCCAGCAUGAAUGUAUCAAAGUGGCAAUAUGCAUAAUUACGCACCAAACCAGUUUCCUUCUUUUUCUUUUCAACCAUAUGCCAACGGUCAGAGAAUGCCGAAUUAUAUUGCCUAUUAGUUUCUCCCUGGAUAUUUGUUCUGUCUGCUGGUCACUAUAAAUGCUGUCGAGCAGGUUGCUUUAUAACUAUGCAAUUUGACAUACGUUUCCAAAGGAUGAGGCAGUUAACGUGAAGCAGGACAAAGAUCACUCAACGCCCUUUUUCAUUAACUACUGCUAAUACAACAAGGUCAAAAUAUGUUUUUGACUGGCUCCUGAUUUGGCUCGACGCAAUUGCUACAACAGGUACCAGUGCUUUCGACCCCGCUAUCAUCAGUCAAGUUUCCUGUGGGAAUCUGUUCAUAAAUGCUUGCUGGCAGGAUGCUGUCCACCAGGACUGUUCUAUGAACAUGUCGCAUAUCUUUUGUUCCUUUUUCAUUAACUACUGAUAACACGACAUGGCCAAAAAUCUGUUUUCAACUGGCUCCUGAUUUGGCUCGACGCGAUUGCUACUACAGGUACCAGUGCUUUCGACCCCACAAUCAUUGGUCAAGUUUCUUGCCGGAAUCUCUUUAUAAAUGCUUGCUAGCAGGAUGCUAUCUACCAGGACUGUUCUAUGAAUAUUUCGCACAUUUUUGUUCUUUUGAAAGAGAAAUUUCGAGUUAAUGAAAUUUGCAAUUUAAUGAAGUUUUUUGCUGCAAGUGCAAUGUCAAUGCAUUGAAGUUGGACAUUUAUAGCCAAGUAAUAUAUCAGUUUCAUCAAAAUUGGACACCUUGAUUGAUGCAGUUACAGCAUUGAUGUGUUUUUAUUGAUAGUUUAAACUUUAGGCUUUUUCUUUGUCUUUCGGCAAGUUAUGGUAAAAAAUAAGAUUGAGUGCAUAAUAAGAAACUUUCACCAAACAAUCACUAGAAUUUAACUGUCGCUAUUAAGUGCAAAAAGUUAUAUUAAAGACACGGUGGUUACCCAAAACCAACAUUAUCUAUAAACGUUGCUCAAGAUGGGCAUUUCUGCAAUUCACAAUUAUUUGAGUAGGUGGGCUCAUGCAAUGUCGCCUCUUAACAGACUUCAGGAAAUGAAAAGCCACGUGCCUUCUUAUGUUGAUGCAUUACCUCUAGUGCAUCCGACUGUGUGAAUAUGCCAAAACGAUAAACGGGAGCCAAAGCCUUUCUCACACCUGUCAGCCCUUACACCCAGUUUCCUUUUUUUGUAAAGUAAAGCUUUACUCCUGCCACACAAACACACACAAGAAAAAAGCUUGCACCUGCACUGGUGAUUAAGUGACACUAAUGGUGAAAAACUGAAAACAUCCAACUAUGGUGCUCAAGGUAGAAUGCACGCAAGUUAAAAUUACGAUUUCCCUGAGGCAUGCACUUUGCCUGCAGUCACCAUGACUUGCAGUAAAGUAGAUUGAGAGAGAGAACCUGAUUUGCUGUCCAGUACCAAGUGAGCUAAAGGGGGAUAGCAGCAACAGAAGUAAACAAAACACUGCUUGCAUUUGGACAACCCCUACCAAGCAUAACUACAGAUUUCGUAUCACAUAUUAAAAUUAGUACAACUGUCAUUAGAGUGCUCAGGAGUUUGUGCCGUCUUGAAUUUACAGUGACAGCAUAUUUCUACGCCAUAAUAUUUAGGACUAUCAUAAUGUUGUUUUCAAGCUUGAAUCUUUACCAAGGUACCGUUUCAUGCCAUACUGUAGCCAAUGGCAUUUCAUGCAGCGCAUAAAUAAUUUGAGAAAAAUGAAGGGCCAACUUGCCCAUUUGUUCUAUUUCAUAAAAAAGUAUAGCCACACAUUUCUGAGCACAAACUAGAGGUAGUGAGAGAGAGAACAACUAUUUAAAGCAAGCCCCAGUUCGAGUCCAAAGAGGGAGUGAUGCUGAAGCAAUAAAAGAAAGCAAGUUUUCAGAAAGUUGAGAGUUAAAACAAACUUUGUCAGCAAUCUCGAUACUAACAGUCUGGGUAGCAGCAGUAAUUAUAAAGAUUGUUGAGGAACAUCUCACUGUUGAGGAACAACUAGCAUUCUUACAAGUGCUUACCUCAGAUGUUUUUAUUAUGUGCUCACAGCAUGGUGGAACACUACUUUUGAGUACACCUUGCAUGAUUGUAAGCAAUUUUUGUAAAGGUAUGGGAACUAUUUUGUUUUUCCUGCCUUGCUUCAUUUUGAUGACUGCUCAACAUGCAACCUAUAGUUGUAAGCGAUAUAAUAGUGAUGUAGAAUGUUUACUGAAAGGUGAUAACGAUAAAUAAAGCAGUAAUCCCCCUGCUGCUAAUAUUCAAAGCAAAUUUCUUAAUAAUAAUUUUGAUGCAAUAGAAGACUCACUUUGUGUCCAAAGAACAUAUGUACACACUAUGCUUGCUUUUCCAGAACCGUUUCCCAAGUUUCCAAUAUGCUUAUAUUAGCACCAAUUUUGUUACUUGUUACAAGUAGUUUCUUCAUAAAACUACAUUUCUGAAUGAACAAGUGCCUGCUUGUUGUCUUUCUCAUGUUUACAACAUUACCGUAAACACUAGCGAACGCUAUUCAUGCAUGCCUUAUUACUGUGGUCAAGUGUUGAGCUGAUGCAUAACCUCAAGUAACAUGCCUACCCAUUUACGAGUGUUUAGCAAUGCACAUAGCUUUUGCCACAAAGUGCACCAGCAAUCUCAAUUGCUCUUUCUGUUCCUGACUGUGUUUACAUCAGCUGUGAUGCACCUUGUUUUUUUUUUGCUUGUUUUAUCAUAACAAUGUCGCUUGCCUGUUGUUGUUCUAUUGAUGUCAAUUGUUGAAAACUUCAAUUCCAAGUUAUGUGUACAGUAGCAUACUUGUGCAUGCUCAAAACAUACUGUGCUGUGCAAUAAACUAAUUCUGCGACA